Pezoporus occidentalis (night parrot) is the source of this 5958-nucleotide messenger RNA. RefSeq names its product kelch like family member 11 (gene KLHL11). Lineage: Eukaryota; Metazoa; Chordata; Aves; Psittaciformes; Psittacidae. The record is from RefSeq and is a predicted model, not a curated record. Gene Ontology annotation, molecular function: protein binding. Bases 39 to 2108 code for a protein of 689 amino acids. The transcript is spliced from 2 exons.
UCAGGCUCGCAGCGCAGGCGCAGUGCUCGCUCCCCGCCAUGUCGGACAAGAUGGCGGCGGCCGCGGCCUCCCCUCAGCCGCAGCCGGGCCCGGGGCCGCCGGCGGUAGCGGAGAGCGGAGCCCCGCGGCCCGGCGGCGGGGGGGAGGUGGAGGCCGAGGCGGAGGAGUUCGGGUGCCCCGCGCACUGCUCCGACCUGGCGUGGCGGCAGAACGAGCAGCGCCGCCACGGCCUCUACUGCGACAUCACCCUGGCGUUCGGCGGCGGGCGGCCCGGCCCGGCCCGCGAGUACCGGGCGCACCGCUCCGUGCUGGCCGCCGCCACCGAGUACUUCACCCCGCUGCUGUCGGGCGGCUUCGCCGAGUCGCGCUCGGGCCGCGUGGAGCUGCAGAAGUGGAGCUCGGAGGGCGGCCCCGACCCCGACACGGUGGAGGCCGUCAUCGGGUUCAUGUACACCGGCACCAUCCGCGUGAGCCCCGGGAACGUGCAUGAGGUGCUGGAGAUGGCGGACAGGUUCCUCCUGGCCCGGCUGAAGGAGUUCUGCGGGGAGUUCCUGAAGAAGAAGCUGAACCUCUCCAACUGCGUGGCGGUUCACAGCCUGGCGCACAUGUACUCCCUGAACCAGCUGGCCCUCAAAGCGCAGGACAUGAUCAGGAGGAACUUCUACAGGGUCAUCCAGGACGAGGAGUUCUACACGCUGCCCUUCCACCUGGUCAGGGACUGGCUCUCGGACUCGGAGAUCACGGUGGACUCUGAAGAAGUCCUCUUUGAGACUGUGCUGAGGUGGGUGCAGAAGAGCCCCGAGGAAAGAGAGAGGUACUUUGAGGAUCUCUUUAAACUGCUCAGGUUGUCCCAGAUGAAGCCCACUUACCUUACUCGCCACGUCAAGUCGGAAAGGCUGGUGUCGAGCAACGAAGCCUGUGUUAAAUUAGUGGCUGAAGCCGUGGAGAGCCAUGCCUUGAGGUCCGAGAACUUGCAGCCUGGUAACUUGCAGCAUUCCGCUUGUCCUGUAGCGUUGCUGCCGCGGUUUGGGCAGAACAUGGAUGUCAUUAUGGUCAUUGGUGGCGUGUCGGAGGGAGGGGAUUACUUGAGUGAGUGCGUAGGGUAUUUCAUCGAUGAAGAUAGGUGGGUAAACUUACCCCACAUCCAUAACCACCUCGAUGGGCACGCGGUUGCCGUGACGGAAUCGUACGUGUAUGUGGCUGGCUCCAUGGAACCAGGGUUUGCCAAGACUGUAGAAAGGUACAAUCCAAACAGGAAUAUCUGGGAGCAAGUCUCCAACCUGCUAACCAGAAAGCAUUCCUUUGGCCUUACUGAAGUGAGAGGCAGCUUGUACAGUAUCGGUGGGCAUGGCAAUUUCAGCCCUGGCUUUAAAGAUGUGGCCGUUUAUAACCCUGAGCAGGACAAAUGGCUUAACCUGGAGUCAGCCCCCAAGAUCCUUCGGGAUGUCAAAGCUGUUUCUGUAGAAGACCGUUUCAUUUAUGUCGCUGCUCGAACCCCGGUUGACAGGGAUAGUGAAGAUGGGCUGAGGGCAGUCAUUAUCAGAUACGAUGCUGACACGAGGCAGUGGCAGGACGUGGAGUCCCUGCCUCUCAUUGAUAACUAUUGCUCUUUUCAGAUGUCUGUGGCUAACACGAACUUUUACCACACAGCAUCGUGCUGCCCCAAGAGUUACCCUAUAGAUAAUGAGGAGGCCAAGGUAAAGAUCUCUGGCAGGGCCUCAGAUGAAAUACUUGAAAGCUUACCCCCAGAGGUGCUUAGCAUUGAAGGAGCAGCUAUUUGUUAUUAUAAAGAUGAUGUGUUUAUCAUUGGGGGGUGGAAAAACAGCGAUGAUAUUGACAAGCAGUACAGGAAGGAGGCCUACCGUUACUGUGCGGAGAGAAAGCGCUGGAUGCUUUUGCCUCCUAUGCCUCAGCCUCGGUGCAGAGCAACAGCCUGCCACGUGAGGAUUCCCUUCAGGUGCUUGCAGGGCACGCAGAGAUACCCUAUGCCACAAAAUCUCAUGUGGCAAAAGGACAGAAUAAGGCAAAUGCAGGAAAGGCAGAUGCAGGAAAUACACCGGCACUCCCUGAGCUUGCGGAGGAUCCCCCGCUCGCAGAUAGAGUGCUAGCUCAUGGAGCAUCACUCCUGAUGAGCCUAGAAAGUGGUGUCUUGUUCGGCUGGAGAUGUCUUUAUAAGACAUGAGGGUGUUGGUUUGGUUUGAUGCAUAAAACCAGCAUCUUCUAUGUAUUGAGUAUUAAGAAGCUCAGAAAUGGAGGAUGGAUGGGAAUUGAGGAGCUAUGUGAAUCCAACAGUAUUACUCAGUGGUGCCCAGGGAGAAGCCGUGGCCUGUAUCGGGCUGUGAGGUAUCUUUGGGAACAUUAUGUUUGUUACUUCUCUCUUGGGAUCUUUGUUUUCAAGGACUUCUGUGGAGUUGGGCUCCAGCAGUUGCAUUUUGAAAAUCAAAGAUCCUUAUUGUAAUAAUUCAGUGGUUACAUUUGUAUGUGCUUGAAAGCACCUCUCCUCUUUUAUUUGCACUUAUCUAUUGACAUUCCUUUGAGUCUCUCCUCCUCAGUGACUAAACUUCACAUGCAGUUUGUGUUCAUGUACUUCGCUUUCCCACGCUGGAGGCAAGUGCAAUAGUUAUGUCUAUAUAUGAAAACAAAAGCACAAUCUUUCCUUGCCAACUUACUGCAGGAUGUUUCUAUGUGUAUUCAAUAUUUUGUAUUUGUCUGUUGUAGAGAGGCUGCAGCGUUUGCUUGUGAAUGGAUGGUUGGUAGAACACAAGACCCUUGCUAGAGCAGAGAACUUGAGGCAGUAAAGAAGAUGCUUUGUCUUUGACAGCUUCGUUAGGAACUGGGGUCAACAUCAGCCUGAGAAAAGGAGUGAAAACCACCAAAGUACCACCCGCCAGCACGGACUGGUUCCUGCUGUCAGUGUGGAGUAGUGAGAAUGAGGGUGUUUCACAGUAACGGCCUGAAACCGGAGCUGGUUGUAGAUCCUUCCUCGCGUGUUGCACACCUUUUAAGCCUAAUGAAAAGGUGAUUAGAAGAACCCCCGUGAGCCUGUUUCCAGCCUGUCUGUGACAAUCAGAACUCUUUGCCUUCGGUACCCUGUCCCUCGUGCUGCAGGGUCCAUCACAAAUCCAUACUUGGUGUCCUCUUGAAGCGAGACACUUGAGUUUCCGUAGUGUCUCAACAGGUGAAUUUCCCCACUUAGUGUGGUGGGAAGAUUGAAGCUGAUUUCAAUACCUUUCGGUGUGCUGAGGGGGUUUUACAUAAACCAGUGCCCUGACUGGCUCUGGUUCGCUUCCUGCUGGGCUCCUAAGGAACAGAAAUGGAAGAUUUCCUUCAGAGUAAACGGUUCCUGUCCCACCGAACACUCCUCCUCCCUGAUCCCAAGAGCUCCAGGACGGUUGAGGUUACUGGCAGAUUGAAUGCAUCCUUCCUCCCUUCAUUUCUUCCCCAUCCUUCCCUUCGUUUGAAUGUUCCAGGCGUUCACAUGCAGCUAACUCAGGAUCUUAGGGAAGGGAAAGGGAGGAGUAAGCAGGGUGUUCCAGAAUUUGUCUAGACAAACCUUGUUGGAGAAUGUAUUUACUGUCUUUGGUUCUUAGCAUGGUUUUCUGGUGGUUUUGAUGGGGGCAACUUCUUUGCAAAAGAACUUCUAAACAGUUUGGCUUUUUGUUUUGUUUUGUUUUAACUGUUUAGCUUUCUGAGCUGAUACUUCCCAUUUCCCAAUUCAGCACCAACCUAGAUCAGAGCUGAAACACUGGGUAAGUCUUUCAACCACACAGUGUGUCAAGGUUUCUCUGAUGUGUACAACCCUUUCUGCUCUGCUUUGCAGUUGCCACUUUGGAGAUCAGUAACUUGUCUUUUUGUAAGAGAAGAAUCUAGCCUUGGUUUAAAAAGAAAAGAAGUUGAAAAUCCUAACAGUUUGUCUCAAUUUACUCACCUGUAGUAACUCUGUUGUAUUUUCUUUGCCUGUCAGAUUGUUAGGGCAGAUGAAAUUGUAUGAUGCUGGCCUAAGAGAACAAGUAGGUAAUGCUUGCUCAGGUUUAAGGCUGAUGUCCAGAAGUGACUGUUACCAAAUCAGCCUGUGAGCAAGGGCUUACUCAGUGGAGUUUGGCCCAUGAGCUCUUGUGGGUUUGGCUUGAGUAGUUUAAGAACUGGAGCUAAAUCCACUGAUUUAACUUUAAUUUGUGGGAGCUGAUUUCAAGAUAUUUCACCAGACUUUGCACAGAAAAAAUGGAGAAGAGGUUUUGUGCUCUACCCGCUGACUUGGCUGUAGGGGUUUGACAAGCAGCUGUAGGAUGGUGUAUAUCAGCCCAGCCCAGCUCUGUCAAAGCCCUCUUGUGGUCUGCCAAUUAAUAUGGACAAUAUAUAGGGAGAAAUCCCAAGGUUAUUUCUGGUGGAAGAUGACUAGUUUAACAUGUGGCAGCAUGCGACCAAAUUCAAUACAAGAACAAACUUACUGCAGUCAUUCUUUUCCUAAGCAAAACUGAUACUGCACUUACCAUGAGAACUUUUGGCUAACACACAGGCUCCAUAGUUUACUAAAAACAUUCCACUCCAAGAUAGUGUCCAAACAGCUUUAGCAUCCAGAGCACGGGAAUGCCAGCCGUGAUUCCAUCCGUGAUGCACUGUACCCGUGUGCUGUGUCUGCAUGGUGAGUGAGGGGCACAGCUGCACUUGCUCAAACUCUUGCUAUGCUGGUUCUAUGGAUUUUUAAAGUCAUUGGGUUUGUUUUGGGGUCUUUUAACCUUGACUUUAAAUGGACCAAUUGCAUUGCACAUGGGUUUUAACUGACAACUCUAACUACCCGUUGUAUCACAUGUAGGUGUUUGGAAGAGCUGCAUUAUUGGCUCUGUGUUGUAGCCCACUAACCUGUGAGGCUCACAACUCCCCUGACUGCCGUAGCUUGCUGGCUCUCAAUAAAAUGAUCCUAGAAGCAGAAGCCUGGAGAUUCUUUCAGUGUGUCUAUAGUGGCCAGUUCCAUGUCAGCAAGAUCCUAGUGUGUAUGCAGUAAGUAUUGGAAGGCCAACUUUUGGCUUUACUAACGUAAAAGAGCACUGGGAGGAGUUUUCCCUCCUCCUCAUGACAAUCACACUCCUCCACCUGUACUGAGUAUGUGCCACACAAUGCAUGUUUCAUGUCCUGUCUUCCUGCUCAGAGCAUCAGUGGAGUAGGACACAUCCUGCCUCACACUCGGCAGUCAGUGUAGUAAUUUCUAGGUGCCACGUGUGUACAUAGUAUUUUCUAACUACCUGAAUACUCUGUUAGUACGCUGGGUUUGUAAUGAAGACAUGCCAACUUUUUAGCAUGCAUUAUGAAUAGCCAUGCCAAGCAUUCUGCAGUACUAUUUUCAACAGCAUCUUUCUCCAUCACAGUCAAUGUUAACAUGAGAGCUAUUGGCUCAACUUGUGUGUCAGGGAAUCCACUGCUCUGUACUGACAAACUGAGUCACAAAGCAUUGCAACUGUUUGGGUUCUGUUUAACACAACCUAGUUAACAGUACAUUGUAACUCUCAGUGGGCUUAAAAAAGCAAGCUUCAAGUAAGUGGUGUAUGGCUUAGAUUUAUUGCCAGCUGUGUCCACGUUACGCAGGGUAUACAUCAUAUCUCCACUUGUCAGUCCUGAAGUGGAAGUCUGCUAAAACAGGUGCUCUUGAGGAUCUAAUCCUGUUACUAACAUGAAUGUAAAGUGUGGAACUAACGAGGUGGUUGAAGACCAUUAAUAGUCAGAUGCUCCUCAUAGGUGCGUGUCACUGUGGAUCACGGCAGCGGUGCUCUCCUGUGUUAAUGUAGACUUCCAUGAGUGCCUGGGGAGGAGCAUGCCUGUACUGGCUUCCAGUAAGGUAACGUAGUGUGUGUGCAUCUAGGUUUGAAACAAACCCUACUGUCACGUUCUUUACCUUGAAUACACUGUACUAAAGUUCACUGUAAGAGGUGGAUUAAUGAAAAUAAACCUUUUAUUUCUCUAGCA